This is a messenger RNA of Dothidotthia symphoricarpi CBS 119687, 666 nucleotides long. RefSeq lists its product as uncharacterized. The record is from RefSeq and is a predicted model, not a curated record. The coding region runs from base 1 to 666 and encodes 221 amino acids. The transcript has a single exon. NCBI's taxonomy places the organism in Eukaryota, Fungi, Ascomycota, Dothideomycetes, Pleosporales, Dothidotthiaceae.
AUGAAGACCUCUUUCACUCUGGCCGCUCUUACCGUUGCCGCCGUCGCUGCACCCACCAGCGUCAAGAAGUGCUCAUCAGUCUCUCAAAAUGCGAACUUUGAUGACUUGACGGGCGUUCCGGGUGUCAUUCUCAACACUAUUCCAACACCGUACAAAGGCCUCUUAUACCAAGGCACUGCGUUCACAACGGUCGUCCGAACAGGCACCACUGUUCAACCCGGUGUUACGCCUCACUCAGGGCUGAACUAUGGAGCCAUCAAUGUUGCUUCCCAGCUCAGCGGCACACCGAUGCUUACAACCAACUACGCAUCCAGCAAAAUCGAGUCCUUUCAGCUUGAGAGCUUCUACUUUGGAUGCGUGUUGCAACUUGGGCAAGGUGCAACUGCCGUACCCACCGCUUGCAACAUCAACGUUACCGGCUACAAGGGAAGCGACAACACCGUAUCCGCCAGCAAGCAAGUUUGCUCGCAAAGUUACUCAUACAACCCUACGUCCAUUCUCGGUCUGCAACAGCAAGCGUUCGGCAGCUUCAGUGACUGCGCCAAGAAGGAUAUUCAGUUUGCUGUAAUCCAGUUCUCUCUUCCUGGAGGCAUGGCUGCUGCGAACCCCUUGUCGGCCUUGGUCAUUGACGAUGUGAAGUACUCUACCAAGGCGAGCAGCUGCUAA